This is a messenger RNA of Paraglomus occultum, 717 nucleotides long. The record is from the annotation of a GenBank genome assembly. NCBI's taxonomy places the organism in Eukaryota, Fungi, Glomeromycota, Glomeromycetes, Paraglomerales, Paraglomeraceae.
AUGAAAAGCUUCGCGUACAUACUUUUAUUCAGCGGUAUAACCCUCGCUUCCGGUACAACUUUUCGAGCACGGACGGCUACAAAUUUCACUCUCGACACGAGGGGUUUCAGUGGCGACGACGGCUUUGGCAACUAUGGACAUCUAUCAAAAGUCGGCGGUUGUCAAGAUCCGAAUGAUGCUCCAUGUCCUAACGUCAACGGAUGUUGUCCUAUAGGCGUUACAUGCACUGCUACGGGUUGUGACAUUCCUUGUACUAGUGUGGACAUACCUUGUGGUGUGGGUUGUUGUGAUCCCAACCACGUUUGCACGGCUGAUUUCACAUGUGCUCUACCCACUGGAGGAGGCGGUGGAGGAGCUGGUGGAGGUACUACUGGAGGAGGCGGUGGAGGAGCUGGUGGAGGUACUACUGGAGGAGGUGCUGGAGGAGGUGCUGGUGGAGGUGGUACCGGUGGAGGCGCUGGUGCUGCACUGGUAAUACUACAACAACCACUGGUGGUUCUGGCACCGGCAGUAGCACUAAUACUGGUUCUGGCACUGGCGGUUCUAGCACCGGCGGUAGCACUAAUACUGGUUCUGGCACCGGCGGUAGCACUAAUACUGGUUCUGGCACCGGCGGUAGCACUAAUACUGGUUCUGGCACCGGCGGCAGUGGCAAUGGCAACUUUCCUAGUGCUUCUAAUAACAUUAGGACACCUAUGUUUUCUUCCAUGGUGUUGA